UAAAGAUGGCGACAGAGGAGGCGGAGGAGGAGUGCAGGAGAUCAACUCUAUGCGACCAGCGGCUCCAGGAUCAGAUUUUCCAGUAGCGAGUAGCGGAAUAUUCCACAAGUUCCAGCCGAGCUUAGCGCCCCGCGGACGGAACGGGAGGAGUGAUCCAGCCCGGCGGAGUGAGUCUCACCACCGAGUGUCUCACUACCGACAGAGUGUCGGGAGGUUCAUGCGGACUCCGUCCUGAGUGGAGCGGAUAAAGUUUGUGACGACAGUCCGCCCGCUGGCACACAUUUCCGGGGGAUUACCUGAUCCAGCCCCGGCCAGCGUCACCAGCCUAGACCCGCCGAGGGUAGCGGGAGCGUCUCAUGCCCAGAGGGGGAGGCGGUGAAGGUGGUCCGCCGGCCGCCGCAGCCUGGAGGCAGGAGGAGCAGGAGCUAACACACAAGGAUAACCACGACUCGGAGCCCCCAGCUGGCCACGCCCCCGCGCCACGCCCAGGAUGACCAGCGCCGCCCCCAGCAGGAAGCCGUACCGCCGGGCGCCACCGCAGCACCGCGAGACACGCCCCCCGCCCCAGCUCUACAGCGGGGAGAUGCCCCCGGCCACGCCCCCUCCCCCGCCGCCGCCGCCCUCGUCGUCGCAGCCGGACCCCAGCCAGGGUGGGGGCGGGGGGGAACGGGCGGGGAGUGCCUCCCCCACCCUCUCCUUCAGGGAGGAGGUCGAGAUCCUGUCCCCCGGGGAUGCGCGGCGGGGCGGGGGGCCCCGAGGCGGCGGCCCCCCCAAGAGCAUCCUGAAGCGGCCCGGCGCUCGUGGCAGGAAGUCCCGGUCGGCCGAGGUGCUGGACCAGACCCGGGCCCCGGGGCGCGGCCGGGCCCCCGCCGCCCGGUCCAAGAGCCGGUCCCUGGAACGGCCGGACCUCCGCCGAGAGAGGAGGGCCUCACUGCCGGGCCCCCCCGCCUCCUCCUCUUCCGGCGGCGUUGUCCCCGGCGACUGGAACUGGAGGCUGGGGGCUCUGGAGGAGAAGGUGAAGUUCUCGGGCUUCCUGGACGACAUCACCUGCAGCGUGCUAAGCCCCGCCCACCUGGAGCUGCUGGGCAGGAAGCAGCCGUCGCCGGAGAGGCGGGGCCGGGGCUGGAGCCAGGGGCCCAGGCGGUCGGGGGCGGGGGGGGGGAGGCGGGGGCCGGCGGGCCAGCGGCCGUGGGACGGAUGGGUGUCGCCCCUGCACCGCGAGCCCUGCCCCGAACAACAAGCCACGCCCACUCCCUGUGAAAGCCAGUACGGAGGGGAGGGGCCUCGAAAACACAGGGCGUGGCCUAAAGAAGAGGCUCUGGACCCGGGUCCACGGGCCGAGAGACGAGGAGGGCGGAGAGACCCGGAACACGCGGGGCGGGGCCAGCCCCCGCAGCAGGAAGUACCGGGGCCACACAGGAAGUCGGGGGGCGUACCUUGUCCUCCGACACCUCACUUGGAUCAGGAGACGGACCCUAGCGUCUCUAACUUAUCCCAGAUCAAGGAGGCGCUGUCGGACGCAGACAGGAUCAGAAUCCUCCAGCUGCAGAAUGAGGAGCUGCGUCGCUGCAUGUCUCAUGGCAACCACAAGAUGGAGUCCAUGGAGGUGGAGUUUGAGAACAGCCGUCACUACAUGCAGACGGAGCUCAGUCGCACCCAGGACGACCUGGACAAGAUGAGGGACAAGUUCAGGAGACUCCAGAACAGUUACACAGCGUCCCAGCGAGCCAAUCAGGAUCUAGAAGAGAAGCUCCACGCCCUGCUGCGGAAGGUGGAGCGGGACAAGAAGACCAUGGACCAGGAGAUUGUGGAGCUCACCAACAAGCUGCUGGACGCCAAGAACACCGUCAACCGGCUGGAGGAGCUCAACGAGCGCUACAGACAGGACUGUAACCUGGCCGUCCAGCUGCUGAAGUGCAACAAAUCUCACUUCAGGAACCACAAGUUCUCUGACCUCCCGUCGGAGCUGCAGGUCAUGGUCCAGAGGCACAUGAAGAGCAGCCUCCCGGAGGGGGGGGGGCCCUUGUCCCAGGGCCCCCAGGAGCCCGACACCCUGAGCCUGACGCCGGCCGACGUGGUGCCCACCUCGGUCAUCGCCCGCGUGCUGGAGAAGCCCGAGCCGCUGCUGCUCAACUCGGCGCAGUCCUGCAGCGCCACGCGCCCCGCCUCCGAGGACGUGUUCGUCCACGUCGACAUGACGGGCCCCGGUGCCCCGCGGCCCAACGGGGGGGCCCCCGGGGGCCAGCACAACGGCUCGGCCGGCCGGCGCCCCGAGACCCCCCUCACCCCCGGUGGGGGCGGGGGCGAGGAGGGGGGCGGCGCGGGGGGGCGGGGCGGUAACUCCUCCUCCUCGUCCUCGUCGUUCGAGAAGCUGAGCCCCUACCCGGCGCCGCCCCCGCCCCACCACCCCCACCCGCUGUACCCCGGCCGCAAGGUCAUCGAGUUCACCUCCGACGACAAGGUGAAGAUCCCCAAGAACUCGCCGCUGCCCAACUGCACCUACGCCACGCGCCAGGCCAUCUCCCUCAGCCUGGUGCAGGCCGACGCCCCCCCCAGCCCCGCCCACUCCGACUCCGGCUGGCGCUCGGCCGCCUCCUCCUCCUCCUCGCCGCCGCCGCCGCCGCGCCCGCCGGCGGCGGCCCCGGGCCCCCUCUCCGGGGGGUCCAGCCCCUUCAGCUCGCCGCCCCAGCCCCCCAGCUCGGCCAGCUCGGAGGAGGACCUGCUCCUCAGCUGGCAGCGCAUGUUCGUCCAGAAGGAGGCGCCGCCGGCCGCACUGCAGCACCGCACCUCCUUCAGCCGCGACUCGGCCCGCCAGCUGGGCCUGGGCGGGGCCUCGGGCGGGGGCGGGGCCGCCGAGCGCCAGCGGGGGGGCGUGGCCGCGUACUCGGACGGCGAGGAGGGGUCGUCGGCGCCCAGCUGGACGGCGAGCCGCGAGUCGAGUCUGGACACGGACAGCAGCAGCGUGGCGGACCCCCGGCCGGGCAGGGGGCACCCCCCCCCGCCGCCCCCGGCCGGCCUGGACCCCCGGGGAGAACCCCCGCACGCGCCCCAUGACGCCGCCGCCGUCGCUAUGGCGACCCACGGGGAGCCGCUGACCCCGACGCCGGCGCCCGAGGAGGAAGAGGGGGGGUCGGUGGGGAGCUGGGCGGAGGAGCGGGACGUCCUUCCCUGCGACCUCCCCGUCAUCACCCCCACCCCCCACCUGGAGUACCCCCCUGACCACGCCCCCCCGCCCCCGCCCGCCCCGGGCUACACCCCCCCGGGGCGGGGCCAGAAGAACCCCAAGAGGAUGGGGGUGCACCACCUGCACCGCAAGGACAGCCUGACCCGCGCCCAGGAGCAAGGCACCCUGCUGGACUAGAACCCUCACCCCCCCUCUACUGACUGCUGGCUCCCCUCCUGGUUUCUAUGACGACCAUCCAGACUCCUCCCACCGCCCCCAUCCAGGAAAUAGCCAUACUGCUGCCGGCUCCUGUACACACACACACACACACACACUCACACUCACACUCACACUCUAACUAUGACUCUUUCAGUGCCUAUCUCUGUCUGGGUGGAGGGGGGUGGGGUGUUGUUGCUCCGCCCCCUCUCUCCUAUUGGUCAGCCCUCAACAGAAUGUUCCGAGCAACAUGGCGCCACCAGAACCCGUCUCCCCCCUCCCUCCCCCACUAACUGUCGCCCUCAUGGGGAGGUGAUGUCAUAGUAUUGAUUUAUUAUCGUUUUCCAUUGAUGAUCCAGUGUUGUUAUUGGUGUUAUUCUUCGGUUUCUCAUCGUGUCUUUUUUGCGUUUAAGAUUUAACUUUAGCUCCGGCCAUCGCUGGUGAUGUCAUGGAUGCUCCGCGCGUCACGUCACUCAUCGAUCGGUCAGGUUCUGGAUCGAUCACAUCUAUUGAUCGGGGCUGUCCUGUGACCUGGACGUGAUUCAUGUCGACACACACACACACACACACACACACACACACACACACACACACACACACACACACACACACACACACACACACACACACACUCUAUUACAUUAUGCAUGUUAUGCAACAAGGUGCGUUUCCUCCACCGGUAUUGGCUCCUAACAGAGCGCUGUCAUUGGUGCUCCUUCCUGGCCAAUCGGCGUCCUCGGCUCGUUGUCCUUGCUGACCUGCCUUCCGAAAGCCUCUUUAUAUUUAGAGCCUCAUAACCAUCUCAUUUAUCCUUUAAGAUGUAUUUUACUUUGUGUAUAUUUUGUGUUGUUUAGCGAGGACUUGACUGGUUUGGGGUGUUGUGCGUGUGUGGGGUUGUGUGCGUUUCUGUUGUCCUCACCGUCACCACAUUCUUGUUGUGCGUCUGUUGCUCGAGUCAGCAUGUCGCCAUUACAACAGCAUGUUGCCGAAACCACGCCCUCCGUGAUUGUGUGGCCACGCCCAUACGGCCACGCCCACCAUAGACUACUUGAUUGAUCUGAUUGAUUGUUCUUCCAAUCAAAUCCGCCCCCUCGCCCACACACACACACACACAGCUGAUUGUACUACCAUGGUACACCUGGUAACCAGGUGGUCAUCCACCGUCUAACUGAUCAAAGUCUGUUUGAACGCUCACUGUAUACGCCGCCCACAUCUGCUUGUUCCCCAAAACCUAAAUGGAUGUAGAGGGGUAUGAUGUCAUGGCUCUAGAAGGGUAUGAUGUCAUGGCUCUAGAAGGGUAUGAUGUCAUGGCUCUAGGAGGGCAUGAUGCCAUGGCUCUAGAAGGGUUUGAUGUCAUGGGUGUAAGGGGGUAUGACGUUAUUCAGGAUCUCAUAACGAAGACCAGGAAUGUGAAAGCCGGGAGGAGCGAUGAUGUUUGGAAAACGUUCACUAUUGUGAGGAAGUACUCGGCAAGCUCUUCUGGUGUGUGUGUGUGUGUGUGUGUGUGUGUGUGUGUGUGUGUGUGUGUGUGUGUGUGUGUGUGUGUGUGUGUGUGUGUGUGUGUGUGUGUGUGUGUGUGUGUGUGUGUGUGUGUGUGUCAUAGGACCAUCAGAUCAACGCUUGAGUGUCUUUGAGCAAGGCCACCAAGGCCCUACCGGACGGCCUGACCCCGGUCUUCAUAGAGGAGGGUUGUGGGUUCAAUGCCCGGGACCCCAGGCUGGGUACCGUCAUCAGAGCAUGGGGUACAGGUCCCAACCGGUGGCCCGUUAUGCAGACCGCAGGGGUCACCCCCGGCAACACAACGAAAAGUCUGACCGUGGACGUCAUUGGUUCAGGAUUUGAAUUCUCCAUUUCGUAAAUCGUCCACGGUAACAGAGUCAAAGUUGCCAUGGUGACUUUUCCUACAAUUACAAUUAGGGCAUUCAGCAGAUGCUUUUAUCCAGAGCGACUUACAUCGUCAGGUUGCUCGUCAGGAGCAGUUAGCGUUAAGUGUCUUGCUUAGGGACACGUCAACACUCAGCUAGGAGGAGCUGGGGGUCGAACUAGCAACCUUUCGGUUACAAGACAACUGCUCUACCUCCUGAGCUAAGCCGACCCUUACCCUGUUCCUACUCUCUGGUAUGGCUGCCGUUUAGCUGACUGUCUGGUUGGGUGACUGUUUGGCUGACGGUUUUCUGGCUGGUUCUGGUGUCUCUUUGGCUCCACACUGAAUUAUUCAUCUCCAUUCACAGUGAGGCCGGCAGGACACCGCUGGAACUUUCCCCUCCUGUCUCUCUCCUCCUCUCCCCACCCCCGGCUUGUCCAGCCCUUUCCUCUCCUCCCCCCUCCUCCUCCUCCUCCCUGCUCCUCCUCAGUGCAGGGUGACUCUCCUCCUCCUCCUCCUCAGUGCAGGGUAACUCUCAUCCUCCUCUCCUUCCUGCUCCUCCUCAGUGCAGGGUGA
Molecule: messenger RNA, 5819 nt
Organism: Gadus chalcogrammus (walleye pollock)
Lineage: Eukaryota; Metazoa; Chordata; Actinopteri; Gadiformes; Gadidae
Gene: tjap1
Product: tight junction associated protein 1 (peripheral)
Exons: 11
Coding region: 491-3361 (956 amino acids)
Biological process (GO): Golgi organization
Cellular component (GO): trans-Golgi network
Source: RefSeq, a predicted model, not a curated record